GGAGGAAAAGAAAAUGUAUCUGAUAACGAUAAGACUACACCCGUGGAUAAGGCUAAAUAUUACAUUAGGUGCUGAUAAGAAAAUAAGACACGACUAAAAAUGACCAUAAAACCAUUUGAGAGCCUAAGUUUAUUGAACACACUGCCGGCUUGUCGGUUUCGCCUUGCAAGUGCUCUAGUCCGUUUAGGUUUUUUAUUUGGUGCAUCUCUUGUUGAAACUAAUCUACUUCAAAAUGAAUUCAAAUGACGAAAUAGACGCUCAACCACUUUCUACCGCAGAGGCAACGAUAAACGAGCCGUUUACAGCACCAUCUCAACAAUUAAAUGUUAGACCGGAAAUAGACAUUCAAAGUGAAGAAUGCACGGAUCACCCAUACAUCCGCGCGCCGGUGAAAAAAAACUCCCCUUGCUACAACAUGGAGCACAAGAGACGUGGUGACGCAAUCAUAUUUCACCACGAAAAAUUCGAUUCCAACUUGGAAUUAACGCCACGAGAAAAUGACAAAGAUUUGCUCAACAAGUUGAUAAAUGUUUUGAAUGACUUGCAGUUCAACGUUUGCGUCUGCGAAGACUGGACUUACAAACAAAUCGAGAAGAAAAUCACAAAAUUGGCCACCAAGGAAGAUCACAGGAACAGCGACUGCAUUCUGUUCGUGUUCAUGACUCACGGUUACAACGGCAAAUUGUACGCAAAAGACACGCACUACAAUCCAGAUCCGUUGAGAUUACUUUUUACAUCGGACAAAUGCCCCAGUCUCGCUGGGAAACCAAAGAUUUUCAUCAUUCAAGCGUGUCGAGGAAACAGUCCUGAUUUGGGAACUUCAUUGACUCCUCGCCCAAAGCACUCUUCUCAUCGCGUUAGCUCAUCCGACGAGACCGACGGACACAAAAGUGAGCCGUUCAAGAUGGCAACACAUGCAGAUUUUUUAAUCGCAAACUCUACAGUUUCAAACUUCACCUCCUACCGAACAUGGUUCCUUGAAGCUUUCUGUGACGUUUUGUCGUCUGAAAAAUACCGCAAAGAUGACUUCCUCUCCAUCAUGACCACCGUCCAAAGAAAAGUCGCCAUUUCCUUCGCAAACGAACUCGGCGAUAAGCAGAUCCCAUCCUUAACCACCAUGCUCACCCGAAAACUCUACUUCACUUCCAAGAAAAAAACCCCUCAAAGGCACGCUAGAAUGUCUUGUAUAAGUUCAAAUGUUUCAGAAUAA
Molecule: messenger RNA, 1210 nt
Organism: Daphnia pulicaria
Lineage: Eukaryota; Metazoa; Arthropoda; Branchiopoda; Diplostraca; Daphniidae
Product: caspase-1-like
Exons: 4
Coding region: 233-1210 (325 amino acids)
Biological process (GO): apoptotic process; proteolysis
Cellular component (GO): cytoplasm
Source: RefSeq, a predicted model, not a curated record